ACAACGGCAGAUUCCGGAGUGCUUGAGGUUCACUAAAUAUCGAGUCCGUCACGGAUACUUGGCAGUCUCCAUUUCGCCCUCUUCCCAAGUUUUCUCCAUCACUUGAGUUCUGAAUCAUGGUUACGCCUCUAAAUCGAACAAGAUGGAUUUUUGUGGCUAUGGUCCCGAAGAUGAAGAUGCAAUAUGACCGUCGGCUUGCCACUGUUAAUCUUUGUUCGUCCCUGUCUAAAAAAGCGCUGAGAGGCGUAAGUAGCAGGUUUGGGAGGUACGCGUUCAGUCUAACUCUACUUCUCGGUAUAGGCUGAUCCGCGCCGCUCUAUUGAAAUAGGAACUAGUGAUAUGACAGCUAGAACAGAUGAGAGUCGUAUUUAUCCGUCGGUCAACUCUAAUUUUAUCUGCACGACCUCGGCGCCACCAUCUGCCUGCAGAGAUUGAUACCUCCCCAGAAACCUCCCCUCAGAAACCUUCUCAAAGAUCUCAACAUGUCCGAACAAACCUGGAUAGUUCGCCCAACGCUUCCUACACGAUGCGGAGACCAGAAGACGCUACUUUAUCCACCAACCGACACUCUAGUGUUAUCAUUUACUAUGCAUGGCGCAUGGGUUUUACCUACCUCUAUCGACUUCGAGCGGUACAAACAAGCUCUAGCUCAAACUCUCAGCGUCUUCCCCCCAGUUGCUGGUCGUCUGUGCAAGAAGCCGGAUACAGAGGCGACUAAAGGAGACAUCUACAUUGAAUUGAACAAUAAAGGAAUACCUGUGUCCGUUGUAGACGAUUACGACACUGAGCGGUUUCCCAUGGUUAACGUCUUGGUACACCCGGAAGAAAUGGAACCCUGGAUCGACCCUAUCCCGAUGGAGACGAUUAAUACGGAUGAACCAUUAGUUCGCUUCAAGUUCACCAAGCUGCACAAGACAGGGCAAACGAUCUACACCAUUUGCUGGCUUCAUGCACUCGGGGAUGGCUACACGGCGAACUUGUUCUUGACGUAUAUUGCUCAUUUCUACCGGCGCGCUAGCACGUCUUCCCUUCCUCUGCCUGCCAUCACCAAAGUGUUCUUCCCGCCACCUCCGUCGGAUCAAGCGCUGGCCGAUAAAAUUCUUCCAUUAAUGAAGCACCUUCGCGAUGCCAAAGUGCCCGAAGAGCUCAUACCUGCCUUGAUGGAAAGCGAAGAACGUACCCUUCCGGUGCACAUUUCCUUCACGCCAGAGCAAAUGCAACUCUUGACUAAACGUGCGACGUCUGGAAUGCCUGAUCCCAAGGUGGCGAGACUCUCGAAAGUAGACGUCGUCAUUGCUUACCUUGUGUUGCAUUACAAUCGGGUGCUGGCGGAAGUUCAUCCUGAACAACAACAGGUGGAUACGAUCGUCAAUACUCUGGAUUAUCGAGGAAACCCGGCUUUCGCCCCGACUGCCAUGUUUGGGAACUGCGCAAUAACACUUACUUGUCCAUCCUUCACGCUUUCGCCUCUACCACCAAACGCAGGUGCGCGCGACAAGGAACUUCACUUCGACCGUUGUCUCGCCACCAUCGCGUCAAGCAUCCGUGCCGGCACAGUUCAAUCACGUAACCCAAAAUUCCUCGAACCAUACCUACACUGGCACAACGAGCUCUGUCGUCGGUGUUAUCAAGAAGGAAAGUUCCAGUACAUCCUGCCCGUCACCGAUCGCGAAAUCACGUUCAACUCGAGUCAUGCAGUCAAUUGGCGCAAGGCAGCGGAUUUCUACGAGUCUGGGUCUGAGUGGGUUGAAGCCAAGUAUACUAGAUUCCAUUCGAGCUCUUUCAUCGAGAGGUAUAUACGAGUCUUCCCUACUAAUCCUGUUUGGGUGCCAGAGAAGGGUGCGCCAGGUGCCAAAGGCAUUGAAAGGGGACAGUGGGAUCAUUCGUUGGAUAAUGGGGUUGAGGCCGCGUUUAGGUUGGAUAAGACUAUUGCUGAUACGUUCCAGACGAGGAUCAAGCAGGAGUUGCAGCAAGGAAUCGGUCGUACAUUUGCGCAGCUCUAAAUCAUCUUUUUGUUCUUCGUUGAUAUCUGAGCCUCUCUCCGGGUAGAUCGUCGUAGACUUAGUUAGCACUUUAGAUCGCAAGAAGAUGUUGGGGAGGUGGAGGUGGAUGGAGGUCGAACGCUUCCCGAACCUGCCCAAUGAGUCGGUGGGCGGGAUUACGUAACAUAUUGUCAGCUGGCCGAAAAGAGCUUUGCUUGUUAGAAUGGUUUUUCUUACCGUGUACCACGACGAAAUAAUGAACCUUUGCUCCUCCGAUUGACUU
Somion occarium is the source of this 2265-nucleotide messenger RNA. NCBI's taxonomy places the organism in Eukaryota, Fungi, Basidiomycota, Agaricomycetes, Polyporales, Cerrenaceae. The record is from the annotation of a GenBank genome assembly.